Molecule: messenger RNA, 312 nt
Organism: Rhizophagus irregularis DAOM 181602=DAOM 197198
Lineage: Eukaryota; Fungi; Glomeromycota; Glomeromycetes; Glomerales; Glomeraceae
Source: RefSeq, a predicted model, not a curated record
AUGUGUGAACAACUUGAAACGAAAGUUUUUACAUCUUUUGUAAAUUUGAAAAUGCUGGAAUUGAAAGAAUCGUAUAAAGAAAAGGGAAUAAUUGAAAAGUUCGUCCAUUAUCAUGAUGAUGAAGACUUAAAUUUAUUAGAAAUACAUAAAGCAAAAAGAGUCGUUAAUAAUCCUGAGACUGUCGAGACCAAAACAACUAGUAUCUGGAAUAAAUUUAAAGAGGAAUUUAAUAAAUAUCUGGGGUACAGUCCUGGAAAUAAGUAUCCGACCCCUCCCCGCGAGUAUAUAGUAAAGGAAGAAAGAAAGAAGUGA